AUGGUAGCCAGCUUCGAAAGACAUUUAAAAAAGAAAAACUAUGGUUUAAGUAUCAUGAAAGAUCUACAGUUUGAACAGACUCGAAAAGCUUUGGUUUCAAAACAAAAGGAUUUAAAACGACAGGGAAAAGGAAAUAAACCGAAUGCUUCAUCUGCUCUCAGCGAAGACGACACAGCUGUUUUGUAUGAAAAAGACUUGCUGGGCACAUCCAGUCCCGAUGCUUUACUGAACACUCUUUGGUUCAACAAUACAAUACACUUUGGAUUACGUGGCUGUAAAGAGCAUCGCGAUAUGACUUGGGGCGACGUGAAAUUACAUAAAACGGUCUCUGGCGAGGAAUAUUUGAAAUACAACGAAAGGCAAACGAAAACACGCUCGGGGGAAAACACCAGAGAUGUGCGAAAAGUAACUCCAAAAAUGUUUUCCGUACCAGGAAAUAAAAGAGAUCCUAUUGCUGCGUACAAACUUUUUGCGGAAAAACAUCCGGCAGAAAUCAACAGCGACGAUAGCCCAUUUUAUCUUGCUGUAAACAAUUUAAAGAAACCUGAAUCCGUUUCAUGUAAAGCUUGGUUCAAAAAAGCCCCCGCCGGGGUUAAUAAACUAAAUUCGAUAAUGAAGAACAUGGCUGCGAAAGCUGGACUUACUACCAAAUUUACCAACCACAGCGGAAGGAAAACAAUGAUUCAGGCCUUG
Molecule: messenger RNA, 693 nt
Organism: Paramuricea clavata
Lineage: Eukaryota; Metazoa; Cnidaria; Anthozoa; Malacalcyonacea; Plexauridae
Source: the annotation of a GenBank genome assembly